CUACGGCCACGUCAUAUGCGUGCGUCCGUGUGUGUUUUUCUCCUGUGUUGUUGUCAAAGAAGGAACAAUGUUGUUGCUCGCUGCUAGGAUUUAUAGUGUGACGUCACGGUGGGCCACUGAGCGCCUCUGAACAUCAACACCACACUCUAAUGUAGCCCAGACGCGUGGAGAAGAGAAGCAUGGAGGUGGUGGACAGUCCGGUAAAUCUGGCCCAUCAGCAGUGCAGGAAGGCAGACCGCUUGCUUGCUGCUGGGAAAUAUGAAGAGGCUAUCUCAUGCCACAGAAAGGCUGCAGAACUGCUGAAAGAGGGCAUGAAGCUCACCGAGUGUGAACAGGCUCGCCUGUCUUUAGAGCUGCAGCUAAACAGUCACGUGAAGCAGCAGAGGUUGAUCGAGGAGCGCUGGAGGAGAGCAAAGCGGGAAAACAAGCCCAGAGUGCUUCAGGUGCCCCCUCACUCGUCCUCCGAGUCCGUCCCUGAGCUGAGCUCCUCCUCCUGUCCCGAGCGCGAGUACGACACCUGGCUUUACCUGCUGAGAAACCGAAGCUCAACCGGCGCCGCUCUUGAGCCGACCUCGGGCACCAAGGCCCUCAAAGACGACAAGACACGCCUGGAGGAGCAGCGCACCACAAUCGAGGACCUGCGCCAGCUCCUGGAGCGCCUGUUAGCCGAGAACGAGCGGCUGACGAAGGAAAACGAUCGUUUGCGCCAGGAGAACGCACGCCUGCGCAGGGAGAGCGAUGCCGACACGCACCUGGUGGACAGCUCAGAGCUCUGGCAUUUUCCUUCAGCACCCGACCAGCGCAAUCCUGCGGGUAUCACCAUUCCACACCUGCCCCCGCUCGAGAUGCCCCCUCACGAGAUCCCUCUAGAGGAACUGCCAGCGCUCGAGCUCCCCGAAGACAUCCAGCACGAGCUGCAGGAGCUGCUGGAUGGAGAGAAGAUGUGAGCAAACACACACUCGCUCACCAAAAGGGAAAACCGAAACGAAACAAACCGGCGGCAUCAGCGCAGUCGCGCCGCUCGGGUUCCUGACUGCGGUGACGAGCGCAUAGAAACGACUUGUUCUCAAGCGUCAGAUGCUUUACAGCUUCUCCAUCUCGCUCUCUUUCGAAACAAUCCGAGGUACUGCAGAUAUUUGGUUACGGAAAAGGACUUUGCAGGUCUCGUGCCUUUUUUUUUUUUUUUUUAAAGUAUUUCCAUCUUGUAAUUAAAGUCUAAGGAGAAUAAAUCUCUCAUGGUUAAAGCCGUGAUCUUCUGACCAGCUCUGAGAGCGCAUGACUGAGUUGUUUUUUGGGAAAAUAUCAAAGCCUGGAUUUCACCUGGGCAUCUCAAAGAACCCACUUUAUCCCAAACACGGACAGCUAACACUGUGAAGUGUGUGUGUGUGUGUGUGUGUGUGUGUGUGAGCGAGCGAGCGAGAGAACAUGCAUGUGUUUUUUAACGAAGACUUUUUUCCGAUUUCGUUAUUUCACGGUGGCAUGCGGGAAAAAGCUCGAACUCGCAUCUUCACCGCCGCGGAUCGUGUCCCGACGUUUCCGCCGUCUCCCGACUCGGUCCUGCUCGAGAUGCAGAGAGAAGAUCAGAAACCUGCGUCACGUCGUCUGCACUUUGAACGGUUCCUGUGGCCGCGGGAAAGAAGGAAAAUACACAAAACCAGCCAAGCAAUAACACAUGCUUCUGUUCCCACUGUGUUUUUUUUUUUUAUUUCCCCUUUUCUCUUCAGCACUUGUGUUUUUGUCUUCGAUUGUUUUUGUGUUUUUGCGCAUCCAAACCCGCUCAAUCUCAACGGACGAAUCUCAAAGCUUUUCCCAAUCAUCAAGUUCGUUUAGUGUUCGUUUGAACCCGGUUGUUUUUUUUCGCGUUUGUUUCGUUAUUUCUGACGUUUGUACUGUAAUCAAACAACUAAUCACACAGUUAAUAUAUUUUCAGGUAUAACUUGUGAUUUCCGACUUUGAAUAUGCAGGAAAAACUUUUGAAUCUCCACACAAUUGUACGGGACGGAACCAUGAGUCGGCUUCACGCCAGUCGCACUGAUGCGGAACAAAUCCACUCUCCACUUGUGCCACACGUGAGAGGAAAAAAAGACACUCUGAACUCUUUUUAACGGGGUGUAGAGACGUGUGUGUGUGUGUGUGUGUGUGUGUGUGUGUGUGUGUGUGUGUGUGUGUGUGUGUGUCAUGAGGGAAUCAAAUCAUUUCAUUCAACAUUUUUUGCAGAUGAAAUCCGGAUGCAUCUCAACCAUUUCACUUCUCUGUGUGUGUGUGUGUGUGUGUGUGUGUGUGUGUGUGUGUGUGUGUGUGUGUGUGUGUGUGUGUGUGUGUGUGUGUGUGUGUGUGUGUGUGUGUGUGUGUGUGUGUGUGUGUGUGAGACAAAGUCAUCUGAUGAGCAUGUAAUGUUUUGUUCCUGCAUGAAUGGCAGUUCUCUAAAGUGUAUGAUCAUUCACUUAUUAUUAUAAAGAAGGAUUUAUGUCAUCGUUUGCUCGUUUAAUCAGAUUUUGUGUUUUGUAUAAUGACAUUCGAGAGUGAAAAUCAAAUAAAUACUGUAGAUCUGCAAAA
Molecule: messenger RNA, 2556 nt
Organism: Silurus meridionalis
Lineage: Eukaryota; Metazoa; Chordata; Actinopteri; Siluriformes; Siluridae
Gene: nrbf2b
Product: nuclear receptor binding factor 2b
Exons: 4
Coding region: 180-947 (255 amino acids)
Biological process (GO): autophagy
Source: RefSeq, a predicted model, not a curated record